Molecule: messenger RNA, 1105 nt
Organism: Sapajus apella (tufted capuchin)
Lineage: Eukaryota; Metazoa; Chordata; Mammalia; Primates; Cebidae
Exons: 5
Coding region: 331-1041 (236 amino acids)
Source: RefSeq, a predicted model, not a curated record
GAUUAAAACUAUUUGGUUUCCAGUUUUUAACCCAUCAUGUGUUUGGGUUUCUUCUCCCCAGUACCUGGCUCUCCCUGUGGUGCCCCAAAUGUCAGCAUGGUGGCAUCUGGCAGGACGUGUUCCAGGAAGGCCACAGAGAUGAACUUUCCAGAUACCAUCGAGAAUUCCUACUCCCAGCAGGAAGAGACCAAACGGAAUAUCAGAGCCAGCAAAAAUAGACUUCUUAUGAGCCAGAUGGCCUACUUCCUGAACUACCAGCUAAAGACAUACAAAGAUUGAAAAGAUCACGAUGAAGAACAGAAAUGCAGAGACAGCAAAAAUAAACUUCUUAUGAGUCAAGUGGCCUACUACCUGGGCUGCCGGCUGAAGACGGAAGUCCCUGGCUUUUUGUGUUCUGCCCCAAAUGUCAGCAUAGUGGCAUCUGACAGGCCUUCUUCCAGAACAAACGCAGAGGUGAACAUUCCAGAAGGCAUUCAGAAAUCCUGCUCCCAGCAGGAAGAAAACAAACCGACUCUCGGAGCCAGCAGAAAUAGACUUCUUAUGAGCCAAGGGGCCUACUUCCUGAACUACCGGCUGAAGACAUACAAAGAUCGAAAAGAUCACAAUGAAGAACAGAAAUGCAGAGACAGCAAAAAUAAACUUCUUAUGAGUGAAGUGGCCUACUACCGGGGCUGCCGGCUGAAGACGGAAGUCCCUGGCUUUCUGUGUUCUACCCCAAACAUCAGCAAGGUGGCAUCUUACAGGACUCUUUCCAGAAAAAACACAGAGUUGAACGUUCCAGAAGGCAUUGAGAAAUCCUGCUCCGAACAGGAAAAUAACAAACCGAAUAUUGCAGUCAGUAAAAAUAGACUUCUUAUGAGUCCAGUGGACUACUCCCUGAACUAUCGGCUGAAGACAUACAGUAAGUCCUAUAGGUUGACCACCAUGAAAGUGAUGAAUGAUGUCCUGUCUUGUCUUGAGAAACUAACUGCUCUCUUCAUCAAAAUUAAUUUCAUCCUUCCCAUACUUGUAGAAAAUAGCAGUGGGUAUUUUAACAUUUAGUUAAAAUGGAAGACAGAUGCCAAAAUAUUUAGCAACAUUUCCACAUCUGCAGUAAGGUGGGUGU